Molecule: messenger RNA, 985 nt
Organism: Cheilinus undulatus (humphead wrasse)
Lineage: Eukaryota; Metazoa; Chordata; Actinopteri; Labriformes; Labridae
Gene: dlx6a
Product: distal-less homeobox 6a
Exons: 3
Coding region: 1-741 (246 amino acids)
Biological process (GO): embryo development; regulation of transcription by RNA polymerase II; cell differentiation
Molecular function (GO): RNA polymerase II cis-regulatory region sequence-specific DNA binding; DNA-binding transcription factor activity, RNA polymerase II-specific
Source: RefSeq, a predicted model, not a curated record
AUGAUGACCAUGACUACGAUGGCUGACGGUCUGGAGCCUCAGGACUCGUCCAAGUCUGCGUUCAUGGAGUUUGGGCAGCAGUCGCACUCACAGCAGAGCUCCCCGUCGAUGGCCGGCGGACACUACCCGCUGCACUGUCUCCACUCCGGCUCUCACGCGCACCACCAGCACGACAACACCGCGUACACCGGGACCAACACCUACAACAGGUCGUUACCCUACCCUUACGUGAGCCACGCGCACCACAGCCCGUACCUGCCGUCCUAUCACAACAACACGGGAGGACAGACAAGGUUAGACGGCACAGAGCAGCAGAAAACGACGGUGAUUGAAAACGGGGAAAUUCGUUUUAAUGGGAAAGGCAAGAAGAUUCGCAAACCUCGGACAAUUUAUUCCAGUUUGCAGCUGCAAGCACUGAACCACCGAUUCCAGCAAACACAGUACCUCGCUUUACCUGAGCGCGCGGAGCUGGCUGCGUCUCUAGGACUGACACAAACCCAGGUAAAGAUCUGGUUCCAAAACAAGAGAUCAAAGUUCAAGAAGCUUCUAAAGCAAGGUGGCAACCCACACGAGACUGACCCCAUCCCGGGCUCCAUGUCCCUCUCCCCGCGCUCUCCCACCAUCCCUCCAAUCUGGGACGUCUCGGCCUCUUCCAAAGGAGUAAACAUGCCGGCAAACAGCUACAUGCCCGGCUACUCUCACUGGUAUUCCUCACCACAUCAAGACUCAAUGCAGAGAUAGACUCGUGAAGAGGCCUCUGGAUCUUCUCCAUGCAGUCUUUCCUAAAAAGGUAGCCUACAAAAUCGUGAGACUGGAUGCUGCAGCCUCUUCUGCUGACGGAUAAAAAAACACUGCAGCCAAACCUCGGUGUCAUGACACAAACAAAGGGAACUAAAUUUGUUAUGCUUUCAUUCAUGUCAACAUCUGAACGUCAAUAUACCAAAUAUGAUCAGUGACAUUUUUGGCCACUUUUGGGGGGCAAAGA